AUGUUGGAUAGCUACCGUGAGGACUUCAGGCGUAUAUCUAAACACAAGCUAGAGCUGAACAAGGAAAUGGUCACCUAUCUUUACAAACACGAGGAGCCUCUGACAUUGCCAUACAACAAUUUGCAUGGUCAUUCGCCUCCUCCGCCUAAGAUUAUCACCCAGCCACUCUUCUCAGGAUUGGUUGGUCGUUCUGUCCUUGAUACUCGUUGCACCACCGUGCCUGAGCCAUAUCUGUUGGCUAAAGUUGUAGGAUCUGCUCCUACGAGCGAUCUGAGCCUAAUGAAGUCUUUCAACUACGGAGCCACCCGUAUCCCUGCGCCAAACUCCUCGGCGCAAGUCCUCGAGAGCUUCUUCCAUCCUAAUUGGUAUACGGUCGAGACUUCGAAGUGGUUGACAUACAAGCAAAAGAGUCUUAAUCCUCCUUUGGAUUCCAAAUUGGUGAAGCAUCCAAAAGCAGAUGAUUUGAGAGCUUUCGAGAAGAAUAGCAACAUUGUUUCCUUUGCACCAAGCGCCGAUCUGAGAAAAGCUGUCAUGAGCAAAGACACAAAGCUGGCCGUUUGGUUUUCAGACAUAGGUUAUGACAAGUUGUCUUCAAUUCAUAAGAAGAUUGGUGCUGAUGUUGUCCAACCUGAGGUCUCCACAAGUAGCUUGACAGCUGCGAUCGAAGAAAAGCCACAAGAGAAUGGUGUUAAAUCUGAAAAGACCGAAGCUGCGGCGUCAGAAAUCAUUGAAAAGCCAAAGUCAAAUGAAAUAAAACUAAAGAACCUAGCGCUCUUCGUUCCUGAAGCAAAGCCUGUAAUCGAGGAAUUGAGAAAGGAGAACGCAUCAGUGGAAUCUGCACGCGGGGUGCAGCGUGUAAUUUCUCUCAAUUUGUUGAAGUUGCAAAAGUUGAGACAAAAGAGAUUCUUGCAAAGCGCGAACGGCAGUGCACCUUCCCCGAUAGAAAUUGCUACCUACCAAAAGAUUUUGAAACUCCUCACGCUUUUGGUUGACCUGAAAGCUGGCGAAGAGCAAAGAAUUGAUUCAAUGCUUAGCAAAAAGCUUCCAGUGUUGCUCAAUGAUUAUUCGGGCACGUUGCCUGGCUCUGUUUCAUCAAAGCCAGCUUUAGGCGGAAAGACUGGUCGUCUUGCUAGCAUUCGUGCCUCUUACAAAAAGAAGUCUAGAUUUUAA
Messenger RNA from Australozyma saopauloensis, 1170 nucleotides. RefSeq lists its product as uncharacterized. The coding region runs from base 1 to 1170 and encodes 389 amino acids. NCBI's taxonomy places the organism in Eukaryota, Fungi, Ascomycota, Pichiomycetes, Serinales, Metschnikowiaceae. The record is from RefSeq and is a predicted model, not a curated record. The transcript has a single exon.